AUGCGGAAAAAGAAAAGAUUCAGUUCGAACGAUGAGGCGAGCACAGGUCGCGAGGACCGUGCUCAGAUGUGGUCAACGGGUGGCACGGCUUUUCACACAUCAUUCGACGAGCGUCCUUCAGCACAUGGAUCGCAUCUCUCCAUUUACAACUCAUGCACGAAUCUCGAUGAACAGGAAUUUCAAGUUAUUCGAACGAUUUUCUUG
Mesorhabditis belari is the source of this 204-nucleotide messenger RNA. NCBI's taxonomy places the organism in Eukaryota, Metazoa, Nematoda, Chromadorea, Rhabditida, Rhabditidae. The record is from the annotation of a GenBank genome assembly.